AUGAUCAUGAUGCAAUUUUCUUCAUGGUCAAGAAAACAUCAAGGUGUAUUCACUCAAGGGGUUAUGGUUAAUGCAGCAAAAGAAGGAUUAUUAGAUGUCGUUGAAUUUCUACAUUAUAAUAGAUCUGAUGAUUCCUUUAUGAUCGUAAAGGAUCGUAGUGAAGAUGCAACAACCGAAGCUCUAGAAAAAGCAAUUACAAAUGGACACACUGAAACGGUUGAAUAUCUUGCUCAAGUUGUUAAAUGUGAAUGUUCAUUAAAGGCGGUUUAA
Molecule: messenger RNA, 270 nt
Organism: Cavenderia fasciculata
Lineage: Eukaryota; Evosea; Eumycetozoa; Acytosteliales; Cavenderiaceae
Exons: 3
Coding region: 1-270 (89 amino acids)
Source: RefSeq, a predicted model, not a curated record